Molecule: messenger RNA, 3240 nt
Organism: Closterium sp. Naga37s-1
Lineage: Eukaryota; Viridiplantae; Streptophyta; Zygnematophyceae; Desmidiales; Closteriaceae
Source: the annotation of a GenBank genome assembly
AUGCGACAUCUCGCCCGUAACCUACCAGGCUUCCAAGCACACUCUUGCAAGCCUCACCCACCGCACUCAUCUCCUCUUAUUCCUCUCACCCACCGCACUCAUCUCCUCUUAUUCCUCUCACCCACCACACUCAUCUCCUCUUAUUCCUCUCACCCACCGCACUCAUCUCCUCUUAUUCCUCUCACCCACCGCACUCAUCUCCUCUUAUUCCUCUCACCAACCGCACUCAUCUCCUCUUAUUCCUCUCACCCACCACACUCAUCUCCUCUUAUUCCUCUCACCCACCGCACUCAUCUCCUCUUAUUCCUCUCCCCCACCGCACUCAUCUCCUCUUAUUCCUCUCCCCCACCGCACUCAUCUCCUCUUAUCCCUCUCCCCCACCGCACUCAUCUCCUCUUAUUCCUCUCCCACACCGCACUCAUCUCCUCUCAUUCCUCUCCCCCACCACACUCAUCUCCUCUUAUUCCUCUCACACACCGCACUCAUCUCCUCUUAUUCCUCUCACCCACCGCACUCAUCUCCUCUUAUUCCUCUCACCCACCGCACUCAUCUCCUCUUAUUCCUCUCACCCACCGCACUCAUCUCCUCUUAUUCAUCUCACCCACCGCACUCAUCUCCUCUCAUUCCUCUCCCCCACCGCACUCAUCUCCUCAUAUUCCUCUCCCCCACCGCACUCAUCUCCUCUUAUUCCUCUCCCCCACCGCACUCAUCUCCUCUUAUUCCUCUCCCCCACCGCACUCAUCUCCUCUUAUUCCUCUCCCCCACCGCACUCAUCUCCUCUUAUUCCUCUCCCCCACCGCACUCAUCUCCUCUUAUUCCUCUACCCCACCGCACUCAUCUCCUCUUAUUCCUCUCCCACACCGCACUCAUCUCCUCUCAUUCCUCUCCCCCACCGCACUCAUCUCCUCUCAUUCCUCUCCCCCACCGCACUCAUCUCCUCUUAUUCCUCUCCCCCACCGCACUCAUCUCCUCUUAUUCCUCUCCCCCACCGCACUCAUCUCCUCUUAUUCCUCUCACCCACCGCACUCAUCUCCUCUUAUUCCUCUCACCCACCGCACUCAUCUCCUCUUAUUCCUCUCACCCACCGCACUCAUCUCCUCUUAUUCCUCUCACCCACCACACUCAUCUCCUCUUAUUCCUCUCACCCACCGCACUCAUCUCCUCUUAUUCCUCUCACCCACCGCACUCAUCUCCUGUUAUUCCUCUCACCCACCACACUCAUCUCCUCUUAUUCCUCUCACCCACCGCACUCAUCUCCUCUUAUUCCUCUCACCCACCACACUCAUCUCCUCUUAUUCCUCUCACCCACCACACUCAUCUCCUCUUAUUCCUCUCACCCACCGCACUCAUCUCCUCUUAUUCCUCUCACCCACCGCACUCAUCUCCUCUUAUUCCUCUCACCCACCGCACUCAUCUCCUCUUAUUCCUCUCACCCACCACACUCAUCUCCUCUUAUUCCUCUCACCCACCGCACUCAUCUCCUCUUAUUCCUCUCACCCACCGCACUCAUCUCCUCUUAUUCCUCUCCCCCACCGCACUCAUCUCCUCUCAUUCCUCUCUCCCACCGCACUCAUCUCCUCUUAUUCCUCUCCCCCACCGCACUCAUCUCCUCUUAUUCCUCUCCCCCACCGCACUCAUCUCCUCUUAUUCCUCUCCCCCACCGCACUCAGCUCCUCUUAUUCCUCUCCCCCACCGCACUCAUCUCCUCUUAUUCCUCUCCCCCACCGCACUCAUCUCCUCUCAUUCCUCGCCCCCACCGCACUCAUCUCCUCUUAUUCCUCUCCCCCACCGCACUCAUCUCCUCUUAUUCCUCUCCCCCACCGCACUCAUCUCCUCUUAUUCCUCUCCCCCACCGCACUCAUCUCCUCUUAUUCCUCUCCCCCACCGCACUCAUCUCCUCUUAUUCCUCUCCCCCACCGCACUCAUCUCCUCUUAUUCCUCUACCCCACCGCACUCAUCUCCUCUUAUUCCUCUCCCACACCGCACUCAUCUCCUCUCAUUCCUCUCCCCCACCGCACUCAUCUCCUCUCAUUCCUCUCCCCCACCGCACUCAUCUCCUCUUAUUCCUCUCCCCCACCGCACUCAUCUCCUCUUAUUCCUCUCCCCCACCGCACUCAUCUCCUCUUAUUCCUCUCACCCACCGCACUCAUCUCCUCUUAUUCCUCUCACCCACCGCACUCAUCUCCUCUUAUUCCUCUCACCCACCGCACUCAUCUCCUCUUAUUCCUCUCACCCACCACACUCAUCUCCUCUUAUUCCUCUCACCCACCGCACUCAUCUCCUCUUAUUCCUCUCACCCACCGCACUCAUCUCCUGUUAUUCCUCUCACCCACCACACUCAUCUCCUCUUAUUCCUCUCACCCACCGCACUCAUCUCCUCUUAUUCCUCUCACCCACCGCACUCAUCUCCUCUUAUUCCUCUCACCCACCCACUCAUCUCCUCUUAUUCCUCUCACCCACCGCACUCAUCUCCUCUUAUUCCUCUCACCCACCGCACUCAUCUCCUCUUAUUCCUCUCACCCACCGCACUCAUCUCCUCUUAUUCCUCUCACCCACCACACUCAUCUCCUCUUAUUCCUCUCACCCACCGCACUCAUCUCCUCUUAUUCCUCUCACCCACCGCACUCAUCUCCUCUUAUUCCUCUCCCCCACCGCACUCAUCUCCUCUCAUUCCUCUCUCCCACCGCACUCAUCUCCUCUUAUUCCUCUCCCCCACCGCACUCAUCUCCUCUUAUUCCUCUCCCCCACCGCACUCAUCUCCUCUUAUUCCUCUCCCCCACCGCACUCAUCUCCUCUUAUUCCUCUCCCCCACCGCACUCAUCUCCUCUUAUUCCUCUCCCCCACCGCACUCAUCUCCUCUCAUUCCUCGCCCCCACCGCACUCAUCUCCUCUUAUUCCUCUCCCCCACUGCACUCAUCUCCUCUUAUUCCUCUCCCCUACCGCACUCAUCUCCUCUCAUUCCUCUCCCCCACAGUCCCCUCACACCUGGCGGGCGGCCUGGGAGGCCUCGAGCUCCUCAGUGAGGGCGCUGGGCACGGCAGCGGCUUGCCAGUCCCACUGCUCUGCGUGGGCUGCCAUGUGGCGGCGGAAGGCGUCUCUCGUGGCCUUGUUGGCCGCCACCAGGUACGCCACUCGCCCCCUGCAGUCCCGCUCCGUGGGGUCAACUCCCUCCUGCAGCAGCCGCGUCACCUCCGCGUGGUUGCCUGCUUGAAGAAGAGCAGCGAGAGAGAGGAAAUAUGA